This is a messenger RNA of Diabrotica balteata, 2021 nucleotides long. The record is from the annotation of a GenBank genome assembly. NCBI's taxonomy places the organism in Eukaryota, Metazoa, Arthropoda, Insecta, Coleoptera, Chrysomelidae.
UAAAAACUCAAUGUUAUGUUUAUAAAAAUACAAAUAGAUCAUUUUGAUUAUUACUGACUGAAAGUAGUAAAGUGGAAAACAGUAUUUAAAACAACUGAAUAAGUAAACGGUUUAAUUAUAAGACAUGAUAUAAACGAACCUUAACUUUAAAAUGACUUUAGCCAGUACUCCAACAGAAGUCCCUGUAGAACUCGUACACUCAAAAAGCAUCAUUGUUAUCCAUCCAGGUUCAUUCAAUUUACGAAUUGGCAGAGCGUCAGACCUAAAUCCACUCACAACUUUACAUGCUAUAGCUAGAAGAAGGUUACACAAUGGAUUCAAAUACAAAGAUAGUUUUUUAUCAGAAAGAGCUGAAACUACCCCAGUACAAGAAUUGGAGGAUGCUAGACUAGCUGUUUCUCACACAUUACAGUCUUGUCUACAAUCUGAUGGAAGGAGGAGGUAUGCUACUCCACCACAGCAAAUUGCAGCCUUCAAUAGACGUUCAGAACCAGAAUUACUUAAUAACAGUGGAGGAGAGUGGGUGAAACCAGAGGCAGAUAUAGUAAUAGGAAAUGAUAUCUUGCGAUUAGAUCCAACACAAGAUUUUAAUGUGCAUUUUCCUUAUAAAAGAGGAGAUUUAAAUAUACAUUCCGAACCAGGUGGUUCUUUAACAUCUGUGAUGGCUGAUUUAGAAACCAUAUGGACCUAUAUACUAGAAACAAACUUCCAAAUCAGCCAGAAAGACCUAAAGUAUCACAGAGCUGUAUUAGUCAUACCCGAUGUAUACAACAGAACAUAUUUGAGAGAGUUGAUGUAUCUUUUAAUGAGCAGGAUGGGUUUUGGAAGCUGUUUUUUGGUACAAGAUCAUGUAGCUGCAACUUUUGGGUCUGGUUUGAGUUAUGCUUGUGUGAUUGAUGUUGGAGAUCAAAAAACUUCUGUGUCAUGUGUUGAAGAUGGAAUCUGUCACCCAAAUACAAGGGUUAGAUUAGAUUAUGGAGGCGGGGACAUCACCCAAAUCUUCUACUGGCUGCUCCAAAAGUGUGCGUUCCCUUACAAGGAAUGUUCAGAUCAGAACAAAUUGGACACCAUGCUGCUAAGGAAGCUGAAGGAAGAUUUUUGCCACGUCAACUUGGAUAUUUGCGGCUCUCAGGAGAAAUCGUUCGUUUUAAAACAGCCUGGAAUGCCCGUUUACCAGUACACGAUCCAAGUCGGGGAUGAGUGUAUCGUGGCACCGCUCAGUUUGUUCAGUCCCGAGUUAUUCGCCAUUACUGGACCGAAAUUGAUUCAUACACAGAAGAUAUCGACUGGUGAUCCAGAGGAUCCUCACGAUGAAAUUUACCUAAGGGAUAUAAGGAGAAAAGGUAUGAAGGAAAGUAUGGAUACCGCCAAUGCAGAUCUUUUGAGCGAUAGUUUUCUGGACAGCCAACAAAACAACCCAGGCGAAGAUGAUAUCGUUGUCGAUGCUAUGGAUCCUGUUGUGCCAGCUUCUAUAAGAGAAUUCGUCACCAACCCUGGCCAGAUUUUGAGUCUGGAUCAAGCGGUGCUACAAAGUAUCGAUAGGUGUCCCAACGAGGAGAUAAAGAGAAAGAUGUAUGGGUGUAUUUUAGUUGUAGGAGGCGGAAUGAAGUUUUCAGGCAUUGGUACAUGGCUUCAAAACAGAAUCUCUCUGCAGAUUCCAUAUCUCUAUCGCGCUGAACAGUUAGACAUUGUCACCAAUCCGCGCGACAUGGAUCCAUCGAUGAUUGCCUGGAAAGGAGCCUGUAUCAUGUCAUGUCUAGAAACAGCACACGAACUGUGGAUUCAAGCCGAAGAAUGGGAGAAGUUUGGAGUUAGGAUUUUGAGAGAACGAGCUCCUUUUACGUGGUAGACUUGAUUUGUACAAAUAGCGGAGGACAUUGUAGAUCACAAAUCAUCAUAUAUAAAAGAAGAAAUCAUCAUAUUUCUGGAACGUGAACUAUUGUGUACAGCGUAUAAUUAUAAACAUCAGAUCGAAUUAAAUCAAUAAUAAAUUUAUAUAUAAACUAUGUUGAAGAUGAUAA